CACCAAUGAGCGAAGGGGAGGGGUGGGCUGGCGCGGGGCGCGUCUGGGUCGCCGGGCUGCGGAGCGUGGCGGCACUGGUCACGGCGCCGGGCGGCAGCGAUGAAGCCGCCUAUUUCAAUACAAGCAAGUGAGUUUGACUCAUCAGAUGAAGAGCCGAUUGAAGAUGAACAGAUUCCAAUUCAGAUAUCAUGGCUCCCUCUGUCCCGGGUGAACUGUUCUCAGUUUCUGGGCCUAUGUGCUCUCCCAGGUUGUAAAUUUAAAGAUACUAGAAGAAAUAUCCAAAAAGAUACGGAAGAACUAAAGAGCUGUGGCAUACAAGACAUAUUUGUUUUCUGCACCAGAGGAGAACUGUCAAAAUACAGAGUCCCAAACCUCUUGGACUUGUACCAGCAGCAUGGAAUCACCACCCAUCACCACCCGAUCCCAGACGGAGGGACUCCUGACAUAGCCAGCUGCUGCGAGGUGCUGGAGGAGCUGGCAGUCUGCCUUAAAAACGGCCGCAAGACCCUGCUACACUGUUACGGAGGACUCGGCAGAUCCUGUCUUGUUGCAGCUUGUCUCCUGCUGUACCUGUCUGACACGGUGUCCCCACAGCAAGCCAUCGACAGCCUGCGGGAUGUGAGGGGCUCCGGGGCCAUACAGACCAUCAAGAUCCCUGUUUGAACAGGCUUGAUGCAUCACACUGCUGUCAACAGCCACAUCCGGAGUGAGAACCCGCCCUGCGGUGGAAGCGCCACCCAAGUCGUCGUUGGCACCGUGGCAAUGACAUUCCAGACAUGUAACUGGAGGGAAGAAGAGGCAUCGUACAAAAGAAAACAUUUUACCAGUUUCCAAGCAUAUACAGCUCCAUUUCCCUUCUAUGCAAAAAUAGGACAUACCUUCAAAGUAUGGUACUUAGGGAGCAGAGCAGAGCUGAGAGGUCUCAGCAGGAGUCCUCGAGCCCAGAGCACUGAACAGGCUUUAAGAGGGACACGGGCUACACCCUGCCACAUACUCUGCUGCCAUGUGAAAGGCAGGAUCUGGGUAUUUGAACUUGACUAGUAGGUCUGACAGCUUGUAGUGUCACUGCUAAGACUUCAAAACUGACAAACACUUCACACCUCUUCAAACCCACACCGCAAAGUGGGCUUGUCUGGUUAUUUCCUAGCACUUCUCUUUCCCAUGGGAAAAAAAAUUCAAACUUCAAACAAAUUAGCAGUUUGAAUAUAGUCUGGGGCCAAACUCUCCUCUCCCCUGGAAUAGGAAGUAGGGAUACCAGUUAAGCAUUGUGAAAACCAUCAAACAUCAUUAAUAACAUUUAGAUCUGUGGCUCCUCAAAUAUUUUCUACCCCUAUACCUCUUUAUUAGGAAACAGGCAUAGUGCCAUAAACAGCACUAAGAAUAACUGCUACCCAGGCUUUAUUUAAAAAGAUUUUCAAUUCAGGAGAAGCAGUAGCAUCCACAGCAACCGAGCUCUUGUCACAGCCACAGUACUACACUAGAUGUGAUAAAAUAGGCCUAACUGGGGAAAAUGGUUUCUGAGAGCUGUAAAGAUAAACGAUGCACCUAUCAAAAACAACUGGAACAGAAUAAACAGCUGGCCCCACGUGGCACGGGCACCAUACAUGGGGUCUAUAUGCCCUGGCUGCCUGGGCCUCAGUUGACCCACAGGCAGAUUAAUGUCACAAAUAAAUUCAAAGCAAGGAAAACAGCCAGUGGAACACUGUGAAAUGGAAGGAUUUUGUUUCUGCUUUCUCUUGGCAUGUGAUUUAAUUUCAUAAAACACUGAGAUAAGCAUGGGAAGACACCAUGAAAGCAACCAGGCACUGGCCCUUCUGAUGACUUGCAUGCCAGGACCUGCCCACCUGCCAGAGAGGGGAACCUCACUGGCCAUCAUCUCUGAGCGAUCAGCUGAGGACUACGUAUCUAAUUUUGGAGACAUAAGAAAGCAGCUUCCACAAAUUCCAACCAGUACACUUUGCAUUAAUCCUAGAGAAUAUUCUGGAUUUGAUUAUUGAAAGGAUAUUUGUUAAAACUUACAAAGGAAAGUAAUGUUUGCUAAGAGCAAGGACUUGUCAAUAUACGUUGAGAGGAAUAUUAAAGUGACAGGCCAGGACACCGAUGUGGACUGUAGAAGACCUGGCCGGGUGCCUCGUGAUCAGAAGUACCGUGACCAGAGAGAAAGUGAGUGGGCACCACCAGUCAGGCGGACUAGGCCCCGGUGCCAGCGCUCACAGCCAGAACUUCCCCUGCCGCCAAGCGAACCCCAGAUGCAAAGCACAGGUGUGUGAAGCUUCCUGGUUGUGCAAUCAUCUGACUCUGUCACUCUCCUGCUACAACCUCCUCUUCUUCAACACACCCACCCAGUUACCCAGCACCAACAAGGUGGAAGCCCCUCUCCCUGCCAAAGGCAGGGAAGCACUGAGAUAAAGCACUUUUUCACUAGCAGAGAACAGAACAGCAUCUAAUUCAAGAUGUUCAUUCUUAGCUUAACACGUCCACAAACACAUCCACAAACUCCCUUGAUGAUUAGGUGAAAUUUUUAUUGUUUUUAUUUUCUUAUUUUAUGCGGUUUUUGGCUGGGGCUGAGUUUGAACCUGCCACUUCAGGCAUAUGGGGCCGGCGUCCUACUCCUUUGAGCCACAGGUGCCGCCCCGAUUAUGUGAAAUUUUAUAUACUGAUUUUCUUUCUUUGAUCCUUAUCCAAGAAACUUCUGAACCACUUACAUUAUUUUCAACUGUCCUCACUUCCCCAUCCCAAAUCACACAAAUGCUUACAAAAACAUGUAAGCCGUAAUUUACCUGCCUCGCAAGCAGUGAAAACUCAGAAAAAUUUACAAGCCGUUUUACCUUAAAAUUGCCAUUUGAAAAAUAAAACAAUUUAAGUGCCACAAUUUUUUUUCAAACUGGGAAGAUAAAUGAUGGCACUGUGCCAUCAGUGUUUAUAUAUCUUGUCAAAUGACAACAGAGGGUAAUGUGCAUGGCCAUUUAAAAAUAGUCCUCUUGAUGACAGCGCCUGCAGCUCAAAGGAGUACGGUGCUGGUCCCAUAUACCAGAGAUGGCGGGUUCAAACCCAGCCCCAGUCAAAAAAAAAAAGAUGGAAAAAAAGAAAUAG
Molecule: messenger RNA, 3093 nt
Organism: Nycticebus coucang (slow loris)
Lineage: Eukaryota; Metazoa; Chordata; Mammalia; Primates; Lorisidae
Gene: CDKN3
Product: cyclin dependent kinase inhibitor 3
Exons: 8
Coding region: 100-663 (187 amino acids)
Biological process (GO): protein dephosphorylation
Cellular component (GO): nucleus
Molecular function (GO): protein tyrosine phosphatase activity
Source: RefSeq, a predicted model, not a curated record